GUAGGUUAUCCUCUCUUAUGCGAUUAUCGGACUAUGCGAUUACAGUGGUUUGGUGCCUGCGACAUCAAGAACUCCGCGCACAUCGCGAAAUCCCAUUCCGGUGCCUUUCAACCACGCCACAACAGAACUGACGGACACUUUCAUGCAACAGGUGACUACUGCGAUGUCUACCUUACGCACGACUCGAUGAGUGUGCGCAAGGCGCACAACUCUGGACGCAACCAUCUGAGAAACGUGGUGGAGUACUACCAACAGAUCGGACAAGAAAAGGCCCAAUCCGUCAUUGACUCCAUCACAUCAUCAUACGCCGCCGAAGGCCAGGCUGUACCCAACCCUGCGAUGGUGCCCCCGGGCGCCUACCCCCCUCCCUUUGGAUUUCCCGGUAUGUUUCGCAACGUGUACACCAACGCUCCGAACGAGACCGAAAGAUUGAUCGACGACUGAUUGAAUGCUUCCAGGCCGCCCAGG
Messenger RNA from Aspergillus brunneoviolaceus CBS 621.78, 468 nucleotides. Its product is annotated as putative U1 snRNP complex component Yhc1. Gene Ontology annotation, cellular component: U1 snRNP; nucleus. The record is from RefSeq and is a predicted model, not a curated record. The coding region runs from base 34 to 444 and encodes 136 amino acids. Lineage: Eukaryota; Fungi; Ascomycota; Eurotiomycetes; Eurotiales; Aspergillaceae. Gene Ontology annotation, biological process: mRNA 5'-splice site recognition; mRNA splicing, via spliceosome; spliceosomal snRNP assembly. The transcript is spliced from 2 exons. Gene Ontology annotation, molecular function: pre-mRNA 5'-splice site binding; zinc ion binding.